Messenger RNA from Oryzias melastigma (Indian medaka), 3018 nucleotides. RefSeq names its product scavenger receptor cysteine-rich type 1 protein M130. The record is from RefSeq and is a predicted model, not a curated record. Lineage: Eukaryota; Metazoa; Chordata; Actinopteri; Beloniformes; Adrianichthyidae. The transcript has 6 exons. The coding region runs from base 511 to 1611 and encodes 366 amino acids. Gene Ontology annotation, cellular component: membrane.
UACUGAGACUGGGCUGUUUAAUCUUAUUUUAAUGAUGACAUCUUUACUAUUUCUUCUGAUUUUUUCUAUUUCUCGUGUUUUAUGAAAAGCACUUUGAAAUGUCUUUGUACAUAAAAUGUGCUUUACAAAUAAACUUGCCUGGCUUUAUUGCUCUAGUUAAUAAUAUUUAUAUAUAAUCCUUUUUCUAGUAAUUUUGUACUUUUUUUGGUGAGUUUAUCCUCAGGUUUGUAAGCUUUCUUUGACUUUUUUAGUUGUGGUCAACGUUUGCUUUUUUAACAUUGAUUAAGUAACUUGAAUAUUUUAACAAAUCUGUUAGACCUCUAAACUUAUUGUAAUCUUAAAUAAAAACCUUUAGAUUUUCAUGAUACACACUAGUAAUUUUUUUUUUUUUAAUUGAAGUCAUAAAGAUUUCAAAACACUAUCUUUUUGUUCUUGUGACUUUAACCUUCUGGUUUAUCAUUUUUACUGACUGAAGCUUUUGUGUGUUGUUCUUGCGUAGAGUGGAGGGAGAUGGUUCUGGAAGAUCAUGGCUGUAAAGGAGAAGUGGCUGUUUACUCUCAAGCAGGAAGGAUGUUUGUUUCCAGUGAAGGCUGGACACAGAUGGAGGGGGAACGACUCUGUAAUGAUCUGCAGUGUGGCUUAUUUAAGAGUAAAAGAGAAGUUUCAGGCACUGAUUCUUUCUGGAACAAAACCUUUAAAUGUCCAACUGAUGGAAAACCUGAAGGUAUCUGGAACUGUGAAACACAAACUCCUCCCUCACUCCAGAAGAAGAAGCUCUUCAUUGAAUGUCAAGAUCGCUCUAAGGUCAACCUGUCAGAUGGAUGUUCUGGACAACUAACAAUAGACUCUUCUCCAGUGUGCAACAAAAACUGGGACAUCAACUAUUCAAACAGAGUCUGUCAAGAACUGAACUGUGGUAAUGCCUUUGAUAAUUCUGAUUCAAAAUCUACAAAGGAUGGACUUCAUGUCAGCUGUGACCAACAUCACCACAUCCUGGGUCAGUGCCGCAGGACACAGGGAACGUGUUCAAGCUCCGUGUCCAUUUUCUGUUACAAAAAUAUAACGUUUCGUACAAGAGAAAAGUGUGGAGGCUCGCUUCAGGUAAAUUCUGGAAAACAAUGGGAAAGUGUUUGCAUUGGCACAGACACAAUGGCCGACAACUUGAUGAACAGCUUGUGCAAGGAGAUCGGCUGUGAAGCUAAAGGGACAGUUAAAAGAACAUCAAAGGAUUUCAGUGGUGGGAAAAAGCUCAACUGCCCAGCAGAUUACAGAGAUGUAAAGUACUGUGUGAGCAAAGAUACCUGUCAGAAUGACCAACAAGCGUUCAUCUGGUGUAAAGGUUACACACCAAAAGAACCAGAUCCAACCCCAACACCACCCCCACCUACCUCCACUAUCCUUAUAGGGUUGGGAGUCAGUUUGGUUGUGUUGAUUCUAAUUAUUGUAUUUAUCCGAAACCGGAUUCUCAGGAGAAAUCGGAAAUCCAGAGUUUUUCCACAAAUGUUUCCAGGCAGAGAAGAAGAUCUUGACAGUGAAAUGUAUGAAGAUAUACACAAAUCAGAUGAGAUGGAGGAGGACUUCAGACAGGAAAGUGAGUCACUUUUUUAUUGAAUCAGUUCAGCGAUCAUGACGUUCAUCCAUUUAGUCACUUCACAGACACAAAGUAACUCACAAACGAGCCAUGUAUUAAAGCCUGAGUUACAUGCACCUGUAAAGGGGGUUGACCCAUAAGAGUCUGUGGAUUUUUGGGUUUAUCUAUUCUUUACAGAUCAAUUGGUUUGGAUCACAGAGUUGAAGAUGCAUUUUUACUUUUGAGAUUGACGGAUGAAAGUGAAUUCUCAUUUUGGUGCCUCCAUGUUGUUUUCAGGAUUCUUUGCAGAAACCGAGUUUGUGAAGGAUGGACGAGCGCAGAGCUCUUCCUCUCUGCAGUACGAUGAUGUGGAUGAAGUGAAUGAGGCUCAUCCCCUGACCCCUAAAGGAUCAACUUCUGCUUCUUCAAGAGGGAACUUUGGACAGGAAGAAGUCUCACACCAAAACAAUGGAAAGUUCUGACAUUUUAAUGCAGAUUUGAACCAUUUAUUUGUUUUAUACUUUAAUAAUAAUAAUAAUAAAUUGUAUUUAUUCGCCGCCUUUCAUUUAACCCAAGGUCACCGAACAGGGAUAAAAGCACAAAUAUAAAAAUCUAAAAACAGUUGUGUUAAGUUAAGCUUAAAAGUUUAAAAAGACAUAUGCAUUGCAGUCAUGAAGAGUAGGCCAGUCUGAAAAGAUGGGUUUUGAGGCUGGAAAUGAAGAGAGGGAGUGAGUCCUGAGGCCAGGUGGGAGGGACUUCCAGAGUUGUGGGGCAGAACAACGGAAUGCCCUGCUCCCCAUGGUGACAAGGCGGGCGGUGGGGAUGACAAGUUGGAGAGAGGACAAGGUCCUGAGGGAGCGGACGGGAGUGGCGACUUGGAGUAGGUCAGAGAGAUAUGGCGGAGCGAGGUUAUGGAUGGUUUUGUGGGUUAGGAGAAGGAUUUUGUAAGUGAUCCGGUAGGUGAUGGGUAGCCUGUGAAGAUGCUUGAGUACGGGUGUGAAAUGGUGAAAGGAAGGAGUCUGUGAUAUGACGCGGGCAGCAGAGUUCUAGACCAGCUGGAGUUUCCGGAGAGUUUGUUGUGAAAGUCCUUACAGAAGAGAGUCACAAUAGUCCAGGCGAGACGUGACGAAGCUGUGAACCAGUACGGCGGUGGAAUGAGGGCUGAGGGAAGGGCGAAGACAGCAGAUGUUCCAGAGGUGGAGGGUGGCAGUCCCAGUGAUAUUGUCGAGGUGGGAAGUGUUGGAAAGAGUGCUGUCCAGGAUGACACCCAGGUUUUUAACUUGGGGGGGGUGGCUGAGGGAGUUGUCCAGAGGGAUGACGCAAUUAUUUAUUUUACUGAGAGUGGACUUUGUGCCUACCAGUAAAAGUUCUGUUUAGUUUGAGGAAAUUAGAGGUGAACCAGGAUUUUAUUGAGAGAAGGCAGCUGGUAAGGAAGGCAGAGUCUGGUU